AUGGGUACCAAUGCCAGCAGUCGCCCUUCCUCUCGAGACUCUCCUGUACCACAAGGAGCUCAAAGAGACCAAGAAGGUCACUACGUUGGGUCUUCGAGCGCAGCUUCCUUCCUUAUUCGUAUUCAGAAGCGUUUGCAUCUGAAUUCAUCCCUCUCACAUGACUCUACCAUCUUUACUUUCGGAGACGCUCCGCUCCCAGAGUUUGAUCUUUCCAUAUUCGUUCCACCACCGAAGCCUGAUGCGCAGAGGCUCGUAGAACGAUAUUUCGAAUACGCGGCACCCACUCAUCGCUUCCUACAUCGGCCGACGAUCGAACAGCUUGUAGAGGAGUUUUAUGAGACCCAAGGUGAAAUGAGGAGUAAGGAAGACGGCAAAGCGAAGGCAGCGUUGUUAAUGGUGGUAUUCGCGCAAGCACAGGCAUAUAUGCCGCCUGGCAGUUCAGUGCAAACUAGCAGCGCUCGAUUUUUCCGCGCGGCUGAAAACCUGCUCUCUGGGGAACGUGGCGCUGUAAGACUAGCGAGUGUUCAGGCACGAUUAUUACAGUGCUUCUACCUUCUGACACAGUCCCGCAUCAACCACUGUUGGAGCCUCUUUGGCACGCUGUCACAUCUCGCCCUCGCCAUAGGGUUGAAUCGUGGUAGGAAAUGCGAUCCCUCAACCAAGGUGGACUAUGUGGAGAUUGAGAGUCGAAGACGCUUGUUCUGGGUUGCAUACUCACUUGAUAAGUACCUUGCUGCUGCUCUUGGUCGGCCACGAACCUUCAAAGACGAGGAUAUCGAUCAGGAGCUCCCAACGAUUGUCAAUGACAAUGACCUCCACCCGAAUUAUAUCAAUCUCCCAACGCGAUCUACUUAUUCGUUGAUGACAGCCCCAGUUGAGCACAUUAAACUUACACGCAUCGUCUCUCUCGUGCUACGAGAUUUGUAUUCGAUUCGUCCACCCAGUCUGGCCUUGCGCGUUGAGCUAUCGGCGAAGUACACUUCGGAGUUGCACGCGUGGCACAACUCGCUGGUCGGAUUCCUCUCUGGCUCCGCCUCAAAUGCACAUAUCGACAACCAGCUGCUCAUACCAGUCUACCAACGUCAGCGUUCCGUUCUCAAUCUGGCGUACCACCACGCGCUUUUACUUAUUCACCGACCUUUCUUACUGAGGGAUUUCGCGAGUUUGACGCAUAUGCCAACCCAUCCAAACUGGAGUGCCACAAACUACGACGCAUCAGCCAACAUCACUGCCUGUCUCGAAGCUGCCAUGUCCCUUGUACGUUUCGUAGACGAUGUAUUUAUGUCGUCCAAUCUCUUCCGCUCUUUCUGGUUUACCCAGUACUAUGCAUUCUGUGCAGUGGUAGUGCUAUACAUCCAUCGCAUUCAACAGGGCUUGGGUGUGAAGACUAAAGUAGAGUGCGAAGGCUUUUUUGAGGCAGGUGUAAAGUGUCAAAGACAAUUGGAGACAGUCAGCGACACUGACUGCCUUGCGCACCGUUACUGUGUUGUCCUGGAAGAACUUAGGACUGAGGCGGUAAGGCAAUCAGGGAGGCUAUCGACGCCCGCAGCAUCGGUUGAUACGCCUACACGCGACAACCCCAGCUUCCACGAUAACCCGAUUCUUCCACUGCCCUUGUCUGCACCAACUCCCGAUGCUGUACCACCGUCGUCAAAUCUGUCAAAUCUGCUCUACAACACUACUGGCAAUAACAAUAUCCCACCGACACCAAACGGUGCAGAAGCAUUUGGUACGACUAACGCAACCUUCACAUUUGACCUACUCGAUUGGACAGAUUUUGCUAGUUGGGGACAAUUCGAGGGCCUUGUGACAGCCGGUAAUGGCUCGUUUGACCCUGCAGGUGUAUCACAGAACGAGAACGACUUUUGGUUUGGCUCGUGA
This is a messenger RNA of Alternaria arborescens, 1881 nucleotides long. RefSeq lists its product as hypothetical. Bases 1 to 1881 code for a protein of 626 amino acids. Gene Ontology annotation, cellular component: nucleus. The record is from RefSeq and is a predicted model, not a curated record. Gene Ontology annotation, molecular function: sequence-specific DNA binding; zinc ion binding. The transcript is spliced from 4 exons. Gene Ontology annotation, biological process: positive regulation of transcription by RNA polymerase II; DNA-templated transcription. NCBI's taxonomy places the organism in Eukaryota, Fungi, Ascomycota, Dothideomycetes, Pleosporales, Pleosporaceae.